Molecule: messenger RNA, 2543 nt
Organism: Synchiropus splendidus (mandarinfish)
Lineage: Eukaryota; Metazoa; Chordata; Actinopteri; Syngnathiformes; Callionymidae
Exons: 9
Coding region: 100-1098 (332 amino acids)
Biological process (GO): regulation of DNA-templated transcription
Cellular component (GO): nucleus
Molecular function (GO): DNA-binding transcription factor activity, RNA polymerase II-specific; RNA polymerase II cis-regulatory region sequence-specific DNA binding
Source: RefSeq, a predicted model, not a curated record
UCACCCAGGUGUCGUCGCUGCCAACGGCCAACUCUCGUCCGGUGUCCGGACCCAGCUGUGAGCUCAGGGUCCACGCUACCUAGCGCCACUGCAGGAAGCAUGAAGGUGAAAGCUGAAUUAGAGCUGAGCCACGGGAGCAGGCGGCAGAGCGACACCAGACCUCCGCUCUUCACCAAAGUCCGGUGUUGGAAGCCCAGCGGACCCCUAGAGCAGGUGGCGCUGUCCGGGGAGCAGUCUGGACGUGAGCUUUCACCUUUCCUCCAUCAGGGCCCCCGGCCAGGGGCCAAGUCGAGAGCGGCCCGAGGAUCCUGGAGCCCAGAGGAGGACCAGAUGCUGGUCCUGCUGGUCCAACAGCUGGGGAUCAAAAGCUGGGCCCUGGUGGCCAGACACAUGUGCAGCAGGAGCGGGAAGCAAUGCCGCGAGCGCUGGAUCAACCACCUGGACCCCAGGGUGAAGAAGGGCAAGUGGACGCUGGAAGAGGAUCAGAUCCUGCGCAGGGCCCACGGCCAGCUGGGCAAUCGCUGGGCAGAUAUCUCCAAGCUGUUACCUGGCAGGACGGACAACGCCAUCAAAAACCACUGGAACGCCACGCUGAAGAGAGAGAGGAACUCCCUGGGCCCCUCCCCUGCCCUCUUUCCCGAGAGCCUGGAGCCAGCGCCCGUGGACGUGGACCUCUCCGGCCACUUGACCGAGUGCUGCCCCUUCUGUGGCUCCACCUUCAACCCCAGUCCUGUGCCUGCAUCAGGACAGACUGCACCAGAGCCGCUUCAUCCAGUGAAGACACGGACCUCAGCAGAGACCCAGCUUCAGUCUUUAGUGAGACGGCUGGAGGAUGUUGAGCAGAAGGUCAGAGGUCUGCAGAUGUCCAGCUGGAGUGAGAAGGUCAGGAGUGAAGGCGCUCACUCCCAGGUGGCAGAGGUCCUCAGCAGGUUCCCUGAUGUCCAUGACUCGAGCUGCACACCACUCGUGGGACAAGACUUGCUGUUGUAUCCAGCAUCUCCUCCAGAUGCAGCUGCUGAAGUGAGCCAGACUCUGAUGGAACAGGUCCAGUUCUGGCCACCGACCAGUGAGCAGCUGGAACACGUGUUACCAUGGUAACCGUCCUGUCAUCGGCCUCAAUUCCAGGCUGGUGACCCUCAACUGAAGUUCAGAUGAGCCACUGCAGAACAAUUGAAUGUGUUUGAGUGUCAUACUUGAUCCGCUCCUCACCAAUGAACCGGCCAAUCGAUGGCCCAGCCCACCUGCCACCUCGCCACUGUUCGGAGGGAAAACUCCAGAGUCAACAUUCCAUACUGAAUUGAAGAGACACACUGAUGGAAAAGUUUGUUCUUUUAUGGUCAUUUCAACUAAAAUCAGCUGGAGAAACAGCCUGGUCUGGGUUUGUCACGCUGAGCAGCAUCACAGUCACAUUGUCUCCACUGCCUCUUCUCACUGCUUCACUGCAAAGUUGGUGAGUUGCUGAGUCCAGCUGACCUCCGUCCUGCAGGCAGACGGAGAGGCCGUGGUCAGCUGUGGCGCCGGGACAAGGGCAAUCUGCGCACUGACCUGGAGAAUCUGCAGGACCAACUUAACCGCUUCUUCUGGGGAGAAGACUUUGAACAAGCCAUCACAGGCCACCAGGAGAAACCUGCGGGAGGAGCAGUCGUCAGGCACGGACGACGCGGACCUCCACACGGCAGGAGACGCUCACCGAUCCUUGUGAGUCAGCUGGCACCUCCUCAGGUCCGGCGUUGAGAUGACGCCACAACGUUUGAACUGACCGUCGCCAAUGGACCUGGAAACCUCCAGAACUCCCAGCACUCGUCCGUCCCUGCAAAAGCAGGUCCAGACCAGUUCAGCCCUGAACUGAAGGGAGAGACCAGCGUGCGCGCGUGUCUGUGUGUGUACCUCACAGUUCCACCAGCUCUCUGGAUCCUCAUCCGCUCUUCGUAGAUGGUGGGGUUAUGUUCUUGACUGAGAGCCAGGACCACAGACCUUUGACUGCCGUCCGUCUGCUCCACCCUGCACAGCACUGCCUACACACACACACACACACAGAGACAGACACACCGCCUGCAGACCAACGACUGCACACACAAAGAGGCAGAAAGGCGGGGUUUGGUACCCGACUGUCCCCGAGAUUGGCCACGUAGACGGUGCGGUCCAGCACCAGGACGCAGGUGGCCGUGCAGCCAUCCUUCCAGGCCGGCUUCCUUUGUGACAGCGGCUGGUGAGAAUCAAAGUGUCAGACUGCUGGAAGAGAGGCACGAGGCUCACUGGCGGGAGGCUUUCUUCAGGAACUCCUCAUCCGUUUGCCGAAAACUGUCCACCAGACAUUUUUUGAUCUGCUGCUCCAAGUUGCCUGUCUUCCCUGGAGAUGAGAGCAGUGUGAGACAAGGAGGGGGUAGUGGGGGGGCUGGAUCGUCUCCACUCACCCCGGGGAAAGUUCCGGAUCAGAUACUUGUGAAGGUGGUCGGCUGCGAACCGGGAGGCCCGGGAGCCUCCGUGUCCGUCAAAGACGGCGUAGUACGAGACCUUGGAUCUGCACGAGACAGCACGGCAUC